AGGGAGGGCGGAGGGAAGAGGCCGCAGAAGCCCGAGCCCUGACCCACCGGCUGGCUGGGGCUGCGGCGGCGCCGGUGAGUGACCUGCGGCCCGACUCGGUUCCCACCCUCCGUAACCCUCACGCUUUCUGGAAUGCCAGAUAGCCUCCGUUGUCCUCGUCUGAUCUCGGAUCCCCGUUAUCUCCAGCACCCUCCUUAAUAUUUGGCAAUCCUAGCGCCCCAUAAUCCCGCAGACCCCCAUCCCUGAUGUUUUAUAGUCCCAGCUGUAUCCCUGCACCUGAAGUCCCCGUCUCAUGGCUGUUCCUUGACGUCCUCGGGUCCCUGCUUUAUACAGGUCUUGCGCCCUAUUGCCCUGGGAACCCCCAGAGCGUCCCUUCGCUUCAGAUGCCCCUUCUUGCUUUGCUGCAUCGCCUCCUUCAGCAUCUCCUUACCCCCCAUGCUUCGACCCCUAGGACGCCCCAUUCUCUUUCCCUCUCAUCUUCUGUGCCCCCAUUCUCCUCUACUUCAGCAGACACCUCCUCUCCCUCCACUUUCCCUCCACACCCUCCCCCAAUCCCCAUCAACUCCUCAGCAAGGUCUUUUGCGCCCAGAGGACCCCGCGCUGAGCGCUCGGCCCGCGCCCGCGGUUGGUAGGCACUUCUGCCUCCCCGCUGCCCCAGGGUCGUAAGAGACUAUGUCGCGGCGGCUGGGGAACAGCGGGCCCCCGCCAGCGCUGUACGCCCUUUGCCUGCAGCGCCGGCGCCCCCCAUGCGGCAGGCGGCCGGACGGCGGCGUCGGGGGGCGCCAUGGCCUCGGCGGCGGCGGGCGAAGCGGAGGAGACCACCCGGCUGCGCAAGCCGCGCUUCUCGUUCGAGGAGAACCAGAUCCUGAUCCGGGAGGUGCGCGCCCACUACCCACAGCUCUACGGCGCGCAGAGCCGUCGGGUGAGCGUAGCCGAGCGGCGGCGCGUAUGGGAUGGCAUAGCCGCCAAGAUCAAUGGCAUCACCAGCUGGAAACGCACGGGCCAGGAGGUGCAGAAGCGCUGGAACGACUUCAAGCGCCGCACCAAGGAAAAGCUGGCCCGCGUGCCGCACUCCACGCAGGGUGCUGGCCCCGCCGCCGAGGACGCAUUCUCCGCGGAGGAGGAGACCAUUUUCGCCAUCCUGGGGCCCAGUGUGGCGGGGCCAGGGCCUGGUGCUGGGGUGGAGGAGUCACCUGCAGCCGCCUCCUCUCAGCCUCCCACCCCAAGCGCCAGUGCCCAGCGCUGUGUGUUGUCUGAGGACCGCAGGGAGGACCGACGGGCAGAUACACCGGCCCACAGCAAGGGGGGCUCCAGCAGCCCGGAGCCUUGGGCCCGGCCCUCCUGCAAUCCCCAGGAAGGGGGCUGCCCACCAUCCAAGGAGCGUGAGUCCCCGCCCCCUCCAGCCGUGCAGACUGUCCAACUGCCCCGCCUGGCCUUGUCUCCACCGCCCUCAGCCCCUGCACCUCCACCCCAGCCGCUGACACCGGUGGCACCCGCGUCCCCCAGCCCCCCACCUGCUCCUCGGCCUCCUCCCACGCCUUCGGCCCCAGACCCCUCCCUGGACUUCCUGCGAGCCCAGCAGGAGACUGCCAACGCCAUCCGGGAGCUGGCCGGCACCCUUCGGCAGGGAUUGGCCAAACUGAGCGAGGCCCUCAGCGCCCUGCUACCCCUGCUGCCUGGAACCCCAGUCGACCCGCUGCCCCCGCCUCUGCCCCCACCUCUGCCCCCACCUCCCAGGCCAGUGCCGCCUCCACCUGUACCCAAGAUGGAGGUCUCCCCAGAACCGGUCUCCGUGGUGGCUGCUGUCGUGGAUGGGGCUGUGGUGGCCUCCAGGGGGGUGAUCAUCGCUCCUCGGAGUGAGGAGGGGCCGCCCCGGCCACCCCCAGCCCCAGUCCCUCUACACGACUCACCCCCACACAAGAGGAGGAAAGGUUUUCCCACGCGGAAGAGGCGGGGCCGAUGGAAAUCUCCGUGAAAUCUUUCUUCUGCCUGCGCCCCCACUCCCCGCUUGGCGCAGUCUGAGGGCAGGCGAUGCUCCUCGGCUCCCCAGCUGAUCCCUGGCCCCCUGCUCCAGGGAGUGAGCGCCCACUCCCUGUGCUAGUUAGUGCCUGAUUCUCUGGGGUGGCUCUUGAUGGGCUCCCCAGCCCCUUUCUCUGGUACAGCGCUGUCUGCCUGGCUGCCUCCCUUAACCCUGACUUUUAAGCCAUCAAUUUUAGCUUAUUAUAUCGCCCUUUGUGGGGUGGGGCAGGGAUCUCUGGGGUCUGCACAUCCCCCACCCCUAACAAUUCCUGUUCUUGACUUGAAGAGAAUUGACCCGCGGGGACUUCCCCAUCUCCCUCACCCAGACUCCGGAGGGGUUGGGAGUUGCUAGACAAAUCAGAGUGUGGAUGACAAAGGGGAUACAGCUGUCUGUACCCUAAGAAGGGCAGAGUUUUGCCUGCGGGGGGGGGGAUGGGUUGGGCCCUCUGCCUUCCAUAGCCAUCUCUGACCCCCUGAGCUCAGCUGGCUCCUUUCUCCUCAGUGGUGACAAGAUACCAAUAAACUUAUUUUUCAUACAAUCA
Molecule: messenger RNA, 2561 nt
Organism: Cavia porcellus (domestic guinea pig)
Lineage: Eukaryota; Metazoa; Chordata; Mammalia; Rodentia; Caviidae
Gene: Mypop
Product: Myb related transcription factor, partner of profilin
Exons: 2
Coding region: 785-1975 (396 amino acids)
Biological process (GO): regulation of transcription by RNA polymerase II
Cellular component (GO): nucleus
Molecular function (GO): RNA polymerase II cis-regulatory region sequence-specific DNA binding; DNA-binding transcription factor activity, RNA polymerase II-specific
Source: RefSeq, a predicted model, not a curated record